Molecule: messenger RNA, 690 nt
Organism: Miscanthus lutarioriparius
Lineage: Eukaryota; Viridiplantae; Streptophyta; Magnoliopsida; Poales; Poaceae
Source: the annotation of a GenBank genome assembly
AUGCGAAGAACACGGGCACGCUGCCCCACCCGUCGGCACGCCCGCGGCCAAACCCCGCGCCUCGAGCCGCUGCAGGGCCACCCAGAUGAGUCCCGAGACGAUGACGAUGACGCUGAAGCUCGUCUGCCGCAGAACCCUGACAGGCCGCCGAUUCACUGCAGGAGUCGCGCCACAGCCAUACCACCGGAACCCAACGUCCCGACGAUGCCCCACGCCAGGCCGAAGCAGGAGGGAGGUAGCCGGCAGCAGAAGCGCCAGAUCCGGGCACAAGGCCGCCGGUACGGCCACGGAAGUACCAGAUCUAGGCACACCACGCCACACCUCGCUGGCCGCAACGACCGCGCCGGCUGCUCCCUGGCCGAGAACGAGCGGGGCAGCCCGGAUCCGACCACGGGUGGAUCGGAUCCAAUCGGGGUGGAGCCGGAAAAGCCGCCAGGUGCCGGAGCGCUGCUGUCCGGGCCCCCGAGUCGCGCCCAGCCGCUGCGCACAGCGUCCGGAACCCAAGCCCCUGCGCGCACCUCCGUGCCUCACUCGAGAGCUCGCCGCCAGGCCGUCGAGCAUCUGAGCGCCGCUAGCCGCGUUGAUUUGGCGAGGAAAGCCCCACCGCCGCCCUCCUCAUGGUUGCCAGUCAUCCAGUUGCGGCCACUCCAGCGACGACGAGGUUGGAAGCCGCCGGCGGCGGUCCGGUAA